Molecule: messenger RNA, 1296 nt
Organism: Carassius auratus (goldfish)
Lineage: Eukaryota; Metazoa; Chordata; Actinopteri; Cypriniformes; Cyprinidae
Product: dr1-associated corepressor-like
Exons: 7
Coding region: 212-829 (205 amino acids)
Biological process (GO): transcription by RNA polymerase II
Cellular component (GO): nucleus; negative cofactor 2 complex
Molecular function (GO): protein heterodimerization activity; RNA polymerase II general transcription initiation factor activity; core promoter sequence-specific DNA binding
Source: RefSeq, a predicted model, not a curated record
UAAUCUAUACCGAUUCUGAAUACGUGUUUGUUUUAAGUAACUUAGUCUCGGGUUGUAACUUUAUGGAAACACCCGGAAGCAGAAAGGAGUCCCGUAAAGCAGCGAGAACGCGCGCAGCAGAAAGCGCGCGCACACUGCGCCGUAAGAUGUCGAUAAGUGUCGCAGCGACGGCUCCGCGGGAGACAGGCUUCAUCCUCCAGAUCCGCGCGGGAUGCCGAGCAAGAAGAAGAAAUACAACGCCAGGUUUCCCCCGGCCAGGAUUAAGAAGAUCAUGCAGACAGAUGAAGAAAUCGGGAAAGUGGCCGCAGCAGUUCCUGUCAUCAUCUCUCGUGCUCUGGAGCUCUUCCUGGAGUCUCUGCUGACCAAAGCGUGUCACGUCACACAGUCACGCAACGCCAAGACCAUGACCACCUCACACCUGAAGCAGUGCAUCGAGCUGGAGCAGCAGUUUGACUUCCUGAAGGAUCUGGUGGCGGCGGUUCCUGACAUGCAGGGCGAGGGAGAGGAGAACCACACGGAGGGAGAGAAGAUCCCACGCAGAGGUCGCAAGCCCGGCUCAGGACGUAAGAACGGCAGAGCUGGAGCCAAAGGCAAAGACAAGAAACUCUCAGGCACUGAAUCAGAGCAAGAGGAGGAUUCAGAGGAGAGUGAGACAGACGGAGAGGAGGAUGAGGAUUCGUCUCAAACCAGCACAAACACACAGCCUGCAGUGUUCUUCCACAGGGAGGCGGCGCUGCAGUGUGUUCCCGUGAGCUCCCAGCAGGUGGCGCUGCUGCCGGCCGUCCCACACAAGAACGAGGAGGAGGACGAGGAGGACUACGACUCAUAGCUGCUCUCUUCUCUUCUCUUCUCUUCUCUUCUCUUCUCUCCUCUUCUCUCCUCUUCUCUUCUCUUCUCUUCUCUUCUGUGGAGCGAGGCACAGACGAGCACCUCAGCACCCCUAGCUCCUCGUCUAGAUGUGUUUUAAGUUGUUUUAAUCUUAUUUUAUGGUGCAGGAGCAGCUGAGGUGUUUGUGGAGAAGCGAGAGUCCUUCAGUUCUCCUGUGGCUCGUGUUUCUGAUGUUUUAAGCUAGUUUUAUGAUAACAGCUCGUCUGUCGUCUGGCGGUGCUGUCGUGCAGGUUUGAACUCUUCCCCGGACGAGGCACGCGUGUAUCGAUGGUUUCCUCUUAGUUUUAUGUUCUGGACUCUUUUAUUGUUUGCUGUGAAGCUGGAGAGAGUCUCGUGACUUCUCUCGUCUGUUCACUUUUAACAUGCUCUUGAUUUUGUAUGAGUGAAAUAAACUUGAGGUUUCAGUAA